This is a messenger RNA of Sporothrix brasiliensis 5110, 423 nucleotides long. RefSeq lists its product as uncharacterized. The transcript has a single exon. The coding region runs from base 1 to 423 and encodes 140 amino acids. Lineage: Eukaryota; Fungi; Ascomycota; Sordariomycetes; Ophiostomatales; Ophiostomataceae. The record is from RefSeq and is a predicted model, not a curated record.
AUGCUCUCCAUCGCUACCCUCUUUGACGACGAACAGCGCCUGCUCAACCGCGUGUGGAUCGUCCUCCUCGGCCUCGAGGCCCUGCUGGUGCUCGUCGGCACUAUUUCGGCCGUUGUUCGGGGUGUGGUGGCCUUCCGACGACGCCGGCCCGGCGGCCUACGCCGAGCCGGCAGCCACCAUCACGGGCGACCACGACGAGUAACGAUUGAGCUGCCGGCGACUGCGUUUCCGGAUUACGACGACCGACACACGGAUGUGGACGGCGACAGAUAUGACGAGAAGACGGGCAUGGAUACGUUCAUGGGUGUGGAUAUGGAUGUGCACGCCGAGCACGAUAUUUUCUAUGCCGACGAACGAUUUCACACGCCGACACGAGCACGAACACCGACGCACAUGGUAAACUCGCCGUCACGAAACGUGUGA